AGACAUGUACUGGAAGUCAGCACACGGCAAAGACAUCAAAAUAAAGAUGGAAGUCUGCCAGAGUGGCUACUACUCGGAGGACUUUAGGACCCAGGAGGUGCCGGCGGGCUUUGACUUCGCGUCUUAUGACUACCCUGGUGAAGAUCUGUCUUUUCUGUUAGACAGCAAGCCGCCCGGACAGCCGCAGUAUCCUGUUGAGAGCUGCUACGCCGCGCUGCCCAAAGUUGGUUCCUCAAGCGACCUCUUCAACAUGGACUCGUACCAGGACUUCAACUGGUGGGCUUCGUAUCCUCAAGUUUGUCCUCCAGCAGACGGGCUGAUAGUGGAGCAGCCCCAAGCCGCCCCUCAGACCUAUCAGAGCCUGGGGCCACACAGCGGACAGUUCAGCCCGGCCGUGGAGGGCAGCCACAGCCCCUUCCUGACUGGGAAAGCAUCAAACGCGUCACAAAGCGAGUCAGAGUCCGGUUACUCCCGUCACUCGGGCGACGUCUACGACUCGGACGGUCAGAGGAGACCCUUUUGGUCCGAAUACUCCUCAGCCAGCUUCAGCACCGCCCUGCCACGCCCCUCCGCACCUUCCUUAGGCCCCGCCCCCGCCAGUCCUCAGCCAUCAGAGCAUUACUACCCCCGUGUGGUCAAACGCAAAAACCUUCCACGUCCCGAGAGGGACAGCCACAUGGCGGCCAUGUCCGCCUAUCCAGGUUCUGGCCCGAUCCAGCUGUGGCAGUUUCUACUGGAGCUGCUCCUGGACUCCACCUGUCGCACCUUCAUCACCUGGACCGGGGACGGCUGGGAGUUCAAGAUGUCCGACCCAACUGAGGUGGCCAAGCGCUGGGGUCAAUGCAAGAACAAACCCAAGAUGAACUACGAGAAGCUGAGCCGGGGCCUCCGCUACUACUACCACAAGAACAUCAUCCACAAGACGGCGGGCAAGCGCUACGUCUACCGCUUCGUCUGCGACAUCCAGGGCAUGCUGGGGAAGACGGCGCAGCAGGUUCUGGCCAGCCUCGACAUUUUGCAAAGCGGCACAGAGUCGUGGCCGUGCCACACGGACUCCACGGCAGCGGCGGGAGCAGCGGCCCCGCAGCACAGCAGCGAGGGAUGGGAGUGA
Messenger RNA from Entelurus aequoreus (snake pipefish), 1111 nucleotides. RefSeq names its product ETS1-related protein (gene etsrp). Bases 5 to 1111 code for a protein of 368 amino acids. Gene Ontology annotation, cellular component: nucleus. The record is from RefSeq and is a predicted model, not a curated record. Lineage: Eukaryota; Metazoa; Chordata; Actinopteri; Syngnathiformes; Syngnathidae. Gene Ontology annotation, molecular function: DNA-binding transcription factor activity, RNA polymerase II-specific; sequence-specific DNA binding. Gene Ontology annotation, biological process: regulation of transcription by RNA polymerase II; cell differentiation. The transcript has 8 exons.